AUGUAUGCGUAUGCAUCUCAUUGGUCACAUGCGGAAGUAGCGGUAGGUAAAAUUGGUGGCCCUGGUAAAACUGUUGAAAUAGACGAAAGCAAAUGGGGGAAGAGAAAAUACAACAAAGGGCGGAGAGUCGAGGGCCGCUGGGUUCUUCGGAUGGUUGAGGAUGGGAGUGACGACCUUAGGCUGGAGGUAUGUCCCGGCAAUGUCAGGUCUGCUGAGGUGCUCAUACCUUUGAUAGAGAAGCACGUGGCAAAAGGCAGUAUUAUAUGUACUGAUUGCUGGAGGGCAUACGACUGUCUGGCGAGUCACGAGUACAAGCACCGACGCGUUAAUCACAGCGACCCCGAUAAUCCAUUCGUUGCCGAGGACGGGACGCAUACUCAACGCAUCGAGUCCCAGUGGCGCGUAAUUAAACGUUCUUUUAUUAAGGACAAUUACAAUAAAGCGAAGAUUUUUCCAAUUUAA
This is a messenger RNA of Bactrocera dorsalis (oriental fruit fly), 462 nucleotides long. RefSeq lists its product as uncharacterized. The record is from RefSeq and is a predicted model, not a curated record. Bases 1 to 462 code for a protein of 153 amino acids. NCBI's taxonomy places the organism in Eukaryota, Metazoa, Arthropoda, Insecta, Diptera, Tephritidae. The transcript has 3 exons.